Molecule: messenger RNA, 1454 nt
Organism: Schistocerca serialis cubense
Lineage: Eukaryota; Metazoa; Arthropoda; Insecta; Orthoptera; Acrididae
Product: protein FAM161A-like
Exons: 3
Coding region: 89-1390 (433 amino acids)
Biological process (GO): cilium organization
Cellular component (GO): cilium
Source: RefSeq, a predicted model, not a curated record
GUUUGCUUAUGAAACGUUUCACUGUUGUCAGGCUAAGUUCUUACGUCCAAGUCGGACUUUUCUGCUGAGAUGUUUCUGGAACCACAUUAUGUCGAACCAUAGUGGAUCUGUUUUCAAUAAUUCUUGUCUUAAAGUUCCAUUGAACCCGUCCAACAGACAGCCAUCCCCAUUGUAUGAAAGAGGAACUUUUGAUACAGGUACAGCUAUCGAGGGAAAGACAUACGUGCGAAGAAGACAAGGACAUAUGGGUAUUGAUGGUAAAGUGUCUAGGCCACAAUCUUGGUCACCUUCUGCCGAUUCUGGAAGAAAUGCAAAACUGCGUGAAGGGUCAACACCCCGCAGUGUGAUGUUAGAUGGUCGUAGUAGGGACUCAUUUGACUCAUUUAUGAACUUUUAUGAAAACAUUCCUGAUUAUGGAGAGUUAGGAAAUCUACCAGAUGGAGAGUUUUAUUUGAGACUACAAGCUUUAAAGGAUAAACACAUGUUGUACUGUAAAUCAUUGACUGCUGAAAAUCCUGCUUUGGAGAACAAACCUGCAGAGACAGAACCAGGGAAUGGAGAAACACAAGUUAAUUCUGCAAUAAGCAAUACAAGUGGUUCAGUACUUGGAGGUAGUGCAGCCCCCUAUGCCGCAAUGAAAGAAUCCAGUAUUGCUGAUAACUCUAAAAAGAAUGAACGAAAGAAAUUUCAAAAGAAGUCACAAAGUAAAACAAUCAGUCAUGACUACAUCAACUGGGAGAAAUUAGCCGAAAACACACACCUAGUUUCUCCAUCGUCGGUUACCUCCAUAGAUCAUAAGAGUACACACAGAGCAUCAGUGAACGACAGUAGUCUUUUGGAUAGUGUAGAUGCCACUGUCAACUUGCAUCAAAAGGGAAACAGGACUGAACAUCAGUUAAAUAGUUUUAAAAUAAAGGAGAAGAAAACCAAUGGAGUGACUAAUAUGAAAAGAGAGAUUCACUCUGCAUUUUCAAAUAAACACACUGAACCCUGUAAAAGCAAUAGUCGCCCGACAAGUUCAUUGAGGGGAAAUACAUGGGAUAAUUUAAGUGCCAAUGAUUGUCUUACAAAAUUGGAUUAUUUAUUUUCUGAUUCUGAUAGUGAGUAUGAAGAGCCCCUUCUUCAGCGUAGUUUGCCGAGCAGCCCUAUUUUAAAACAUAACAGGCACACAACUAUGAAAGAGCCAAACAUUACUGUACCAAAACCUUUCAAAAUGACACUCAGAGAUGAAGAAGAGAGACGCUUAAACGUGUUGCGAAAUGAGCUUUAUGAAGAUGAUGACAAAUCAGAAGAAGAAAAGAGUAUUUUUCGAGCUAAUCCUGUGCCACUACACACUCAUAUGCCACUUUAUGACAAAAUAAUGGCCCAGCAAGAGAGAAGGCAACACUAAUGAUCUUUAAAAGAUCAUUUGCACAGUAUGCUCAAGAAUUACAGCUAUGUGCUUUAAAAAAGGC